CGUGGUUCAGUGGCUACGCCUGACGGGCACCUGCUAAACCGAUCUGGAUGCUAGGCCCCCUGAGUUUGGUGGUUGCUAUGGAGACAAGCUCUGUCCAGCCUCAGGCCUCUGUGCGGUGAGCUCUUUGGAGAAGAGACUGUGUCUUCCUAUGCACCGGGACAGCCCCUGGUGCUUCUUCAGUGCUACUGUAAUACAAGAACAUGGCAAAUAAAAAGAUGGAAAUAUUCUCCCCUCUGGAAGCUGUGCAAAUCUGUGCUGCGCUGGAGGACUGUCUCGAUCAGCUUGCUAUUCUUGGAUAUAUUAUGCCAGUUUCCUACGAGGGCAGGACAGACAUCAGCAAUAUUGAUGCCCAAGAAAUUAGUGAAAUCGUCAAGAGCCAGAAGGAGUUGGGGGUUAAGUUUGAACAUCUCAUGUCAGCAAGGUCAGAGAACAGGCCAACAGUUCCCUCCGAGUCACUGAAGUUCACAGAACUGGGGCAGCAGCUGCAAGAGACAAGUGGAGAUCUAAAAAGGGCCAAUCAUCUUUUUAGUAGGGCUGCAAAACAGAGUGCUGUGUCCUCCGAUAACCUCAGAAAAGUUCAAGCUGAUAGGCAGUAUGCGAGCGAUGUGAUUGCAGAAACUCUGCAGGAAAUGCAGACUUCAGGAACGUUUCAGAGUCUGCUGCAAGCUGUGCGGAGAGAGGAGGAGAGGAAGUCUAACUUCUACACCACCAUCAUCAGGGAGGAGGAAGGAAGGAAGGAGAUAAAGUCCCUCCAGAAACGACUGCAAGAUGUCAAGAAAGAAAAGGAAUUAGAACUUCAGAACCGGAAUGAGAUGAUUGCAUACCUCAAAGACCAGCUUCAAGAAAUGAAGGCCAAGACAGACAUGGAGAGCCGCUAUGUGAAGAAAGACACAGAGCUCCAGGUCUACCAGACCCAGAAAAAGUGCAGCAACGCAGAGAGUGACUUGUUCAAUGAAAUUGAGAAGCUGAGGAUCAAAAAUGAUGAGGAGAUUAGAGUCCACGUGGAGAUUGAAAAUUUCCUCAGGCAACAACAGAUGAAGUUGGAAGAGAAGCUAGAAUACUGGAUGGAGAAGUAUGAAAAGGACACGGAAGCUAAACAGCAAGAACUGAACACUCUAAAAGCAUCCAAGGCAAAUGAUUUAGCAGCACUGCAGGAACUAGCCAAGCAGUGCCAGUUAUUUGAACAAGUCAUCAUCGAGGAUCGGGUGGAAAAGGAGGCAGCAAGAAGGAAGGUAGAGCAGGAUGCGUUGGAAUUAAAGAGCGUCAAGAAGCUACAGGCCUGGUGGAGAGGCACAAUGGUUCGCCAUAACAUCGGCCCCUAUAAGGCCCUCAAGAAGUCUAAAGAGGACGAGCCAAAGGGCAAAGACAAAGGGAAAAAGGGAAAAGCUGGAGCUAAGAAAAAGAAGUGAUGGCCAUAGACUCCUGCUCUCAUUAGACCCACAGGGCCCUGGGCGUUUGGGCUCUCGUCAGGGAGGAACACUGGCUUGUGUGCACAGAGUAGAAAUAAAGCCCUCAGCAGCGUUCUGGGCCAGGCUGGAGUUCAUUUUCUUGACAGGAAGGAGUUUAAGAUGAAGUUUCUUGCACAGGUCUGACCUCUCCAGCUCAAGGUAACUAGAGCUUAGCAAUCCGCUACUGCCAUUUUGAACCUGCCUUGCGCUGAGCGCACAUUAUCCCCCGAGAGCACAGGAAGCUGGAACGAUAUCGCCCUCAAGAUUUUUCUGCAGCCUUAAACUAAUUAGUCAUCUGGGUAUAAUUCACACCCCGUUCACAAGCUUGAAAAUGCAGCUGUAUUAAAGGCACUGUGCACUCGAAUAUUCACCACUUCUCCCCGUCACUGCGCUGGCAAUGGUCAAAAUGCUAGGGUGGUCUGGGGGCACUCGUCCUUCACCACUGUUUUGGCUAAUGCCGCUCAGAGCAGGUCUAGACAGCUUGGUGGCCGUCACUCACAGCUGGUCUUGGGUGGGGCUUCCAUUGUUAUUGUCAGUGCUAGAUCAAUGGUAGGAGAACUGCUAAAGAUUCUCAGUGUAGAUGGAGCCUUGUUCAGAGUGUUUGUUUCCAUUCGCACAGUUCUCCUGCCAGAAGUCCCUGUAGCCCUGCAGGUGAUAAGGAAAGAAUCAUGCCCUAGUGAGGUGUAACUGUGGGGAGGUAAUAGAAUGUCCUUGGUACAGAGCAAGAUAUCCUUUGGCAUCUGGUACCCGAGAGCUGCUCUCUCAAACGCCAGAGUGCAGUGAAGUGAUGACAGCCUGGCUGUUACCUUGAAAGAGAAUUGGGGGCGGGGGGAAGGCAGAGUUCUGCUCUGUUAUCCCCGCUGUGGGUCCAGUUCUUUGAAAUCAGAUUGUACUGCAAUCCGUGUACACAGUGGAAACAAUCAACCGUGUAAAACUGCAGAGGGGCUGAGGGGGGUUGGGGGUUUUUAAUACGCCCACACUGAAAGAGAUGGAUCAGAGGCUGUUUUCACUCUGAGACCAUUUAAGAGCGGUAUCAGGAGCGUGUAGCUGUCCAAAUACAUUCACAUCGGAGAGUCAAACUGUGCCAAAAGUUACCAAAAGUUCUCUUAAGUUCAAGUAAAAGUACUUCAACUGCAAGUGGCAAAGCUGUUGGGCUUUGAAUUCGGAGAGCUCAGUGGUGGCUGGAGCCUGGAGUUUAUUCUGCGUUAAUAUAUCACGGAAGUGACAGUGGCCUUCUGAAAAUUCACACACAUCAGGCAAGCUGGAGUUACAGUCAUUGGCAUCAUUACUCUAUGUUAAUCAGGAAGCACUCCCUUUUCAGUCACUGAUCCCAAAUGAGAACACAUUGUAACUUGUCUUCCUCAUGCCACAUUGGGGCAAGAACAGGCCUUACUCCUGGAUGAUGUUUACGUCACACGUCUGCAGCAGGCACCUCACAGCAACCGCUGCAGUUAAGUUUAAUUUUAACUCCCCCUUUUCAUGCACUCAGAACGUUUAGAAACAUUUCAUUUUUGAGGCUAAAAUUGUCCAGGCUUGGUCUGUGCUGACAGGUGAUUUUUAUUUAUUUAUUUUAUUGUGAAGUUUGAGCAAAAUCCCUUCAGACAUAUGAGUUAUGGAAAGGGAGGGAAAAUGCACUUUUCCUAUUGUAAAGAAAAAAAAUCCUAACCACACCUUCUUAGAGACAGCUCCAGUACAAAGAGCUGAAGUUUGAAACAACCUGGGCAGAAAGGUGAGUAGGGAUUAGCACCUUUGCUUGCUUCGGGGCAACAGGGGAGCGAAAAUCACUUCUCAUUCUAAGGACAUUGUUCUGGAGCUUCACUUCUGGGCUCCAGUUCCUUAGCAUGAAUCCACUGGCACUGCCUUGGCUCUUCCAAGGUUUUUGACCCUUCAGGAUUACUGUAGUGGGAUACACUGCAAGCCAGUGGGUAUCACAUGGUAGGUGCUAGAUGUAAAUUACAUGUAAAGCCCCCAUUUGUGUGACCCAGCUGCAGUGAAUUAUGAUGCAAACUGGAAAGGAGGCAGUAAUGGUGGUUAUGAAAUUAUCCAGGUAUCACUUUUAGUGAAAUGGUUCUGACUGUGUCUCAAAAGGGAAAACAUCCAUAAAUACCAGAAUCCACUCCAAUUAUAACGUUAGUUUGUUUCUGAAAGUAGGAGGACAUUUUAAAUGUCAGUUAAAGGAACAAUAACAUUGGGUUUGUGUUCAUUUGUGGAGGGUAAAUGGGGCCUGGAUGGUUUUCAUCAAAAAAGCAUCCUCUCCCCACACUUUGCUGUUUCUUAUCAAACAUACCCUGGGAGACUCCAUGGUAAUUGGAAAACUAAUAAAAUUAAAGAGUGAAAAUUAAGCAUAUGAGAGGAGAAAGGGUCUUUAGUCAGACUGCUUAGAAGUGGGUGUUUUCCCUUUGUUAGCGUUUAUAAAUCAAAUGCCGAAUGAACACUUGAUUUUGUUAACAACUCAACACUCCAGCUGGUGUAAGAGCUCACAAUACACGAGGAGCUGCAAGAGGUCCACCAGAAGCUGGGGAGAUCCGCCUUUACAUUCAUAUUUUUCUAAUGUUUCUAAUGUAAAAAAAGGCAGAACAUUUUAAGAAAGUUCAGCCCUCUUCUAUACAUUUAGAGGACAUAAAUCUGAUCAAGCAUCUCUUCCAGUGAGUGAAAUGCUUAGCAGCCCCCCAGGGCGGCUGCCUACCCUUUCUCCCGUUUGGAAGGUAGAACUGGGACAGACCGUGGCAGAGAGGCUGAAGCACUGUCAUAGGGCUGUAGGGGGAGGUUACGGUCAUCCAGGUCUAGCAGGAGAGGAACAGAGCUCAAGCUCCGACAGGCCUUCUUACAAACUCCUCAAAGCAGCUGCCUUCCCAGCUCCAGAGAUGAUCUCCUGCUGGGCAGCGCUUCUGAGCCCCACAGAGCAGUGCCCUGCUCCAAAGUAACUUAAGAGCCGCAAGGGCAGCCUCCCUCCACCCCCAAUGUCAGUACUUCAGUCACGGCUGCCCUGUC
Trachemys scripta elegans is the source of this 4439-nucleotide messenger RNA. RefSeq names its product IQ motif containing G (gene IQCG). Bases 201 to 1409 code for a protein of 402 amino acids. NCBI's taxonomy places the organism in Eukaryota, Metazoa, Chordata, Testudines, Emydidae. Gene Ontology annotation, biological process: cilium organization; sperm axoneme assembly. Gene Ontology annotation, cellular component: cytoplasm; sperm flagellum. The transcript is spliced from 11 exons. The record is from RefSeq and is a predicted model, not a curated record. Gene Ontology annotation, molecular function: protein binding.